Salvelinus fontinalis (brook trout) is the source of this 4210-nucleotide messenger RNA. RefSeq names its product ankyrin repeat domain-containing protein 18B-like. Gene Ontology annotation, molecular function: protein binding. Bases 195 to 1793 code for a protein of 532 amino acids. The transcript has a single exon. NCBI's taxonomy places the organism in Eukaryota, Metazoa, Chordata, Actinopteri, Salmoniformes, Salmonidae. The record is from RefSeq and is a predicted model, not a curated record.
UCCUCGGAUGGCUGUUUCCCUGGCAACGUGGGGAGGGCGUGUCGAGAGAGAGGUAUAAAAAUGCCGGCAGCUCCUCACUGAGGCUCACUCUGAGGUAAAUACACACACUGUCAACACAAACAGGGUCCUGAUUCACUCUCUCUUCCUAUCUCAGAACACAGUCUGAGGCUCACCUCCAGAAUUUACUGUUAAGUAUGAUGAGACCUAAGGAUCUGCGCCAGGGCUCUGGCACAAAGACCUUCCUGGAUGCCAUGCACGGGGGCAAAGUGCACCUAGCACGCUUUGUCCUGGAUGCGCUGGACAACCGCAUCAUCAACUCCAAGACAGAGAACGGCCGCACCCCUCUGAUGUUCGCCGUUUGCCUGCAGGAUCCCGUGGCCAGGGCCAAGUUUACCCGUCUGCUGCUGGAGAAAGAGGCUGACGUGAACUGCCAGGACGAAUACGGGCGCACGUCCUUGAGCCUGGCCUGUGAGCUGGGCCACCUGGACGUGGUCAAACUUCUGGUGCAGUUCAACGCCAACCCUGAUGUGUCUGACACCUGGGGGAACAGCGCACUGAUCUACGCAGCCUACACCGGCCACAGCCACGUGCUGGAGUUCCUGGUCAGGUCUUUCAAAAGAAUGGGCAUGAGGCUUGACCGUACCAACCACGCUGGCCACUCUGCCAUCCAGGUGGCCAACUUCUUUGGGCACGACCAGUGUGUCCAGGCCCUAAACUCUGGGAGGAGGGGGGUGGUGUCAGAUGACCAACUAGGGGAGGUCGGGAUCGGGAAAGAGGGAGGGACCGAGCGGAGGCAACCAAACAAGCUCCCCAGGCAGGUUCUGGAGAGGUUCUCUAAACCAUUCCACAGCACGGAUGAAGACCAGCUACCUAAGGUGUUCCAGAGACAGCUGAGGGUCGGGGACAGCAACGAGCUGUGGGCGCGCAUCAAAUGCCAGAGUAAGUCCCUUGAGAGAAACAGCAAUUGCCUAGAGAGGGGCCAGUCAGAAGAAGAACAGGAUGACAUAUUCCCAGCCAAACAGAUACAGUCACAGAACUGUAAGCUAAGGCACAUGAGGGGGGUUAAAACAAUGAGCCAUUGCCCAGAGCCAAGCCAGAAAAAUGUCAGCAGAAACGAACGAAUGAAACAGGAGGUGACAGAUAGUAUUUCAGUCUGGGGCAAAGCAAAGUCAUUUAACCUGGACCUGCUGAGCAGCAGAAAGCAGUCCUAUCAUGGGGAUGUGUGUGACAUGAGCCUAUCAGCCAGGAAAUUAAAGAGAGCCUCGCUGCAGGACGAAAGAGCCCUGAUAGUCAAGACUGAAUGUCAAGAGAGCAACUGUGAGAUGACAAACGAUGCUGACAAAACUGUCACUGCGCAAAAAGCACUUUUAAACGGCAAAAGUCAAUCUCCGAGAGAGCCCGAGGAUUCCACCAGGGCGCCAAAAGAUGAAAAUAAUGACUUCGCUCAAUCAAGCUGGAGAGGGAGUCAGAAGUGCGGCAGCCUCCCUCCGAACGGACGACUCAACAAACUCCUCUUCCACAGAGAAGAGAUGGAGCCGGAGAAGAUUCCUGUCCAUCCCCUGGGGUUCACCGGGUUGGGAACCAGAUUACUUCGGCGAUUCACCGCCCCUGAGUUCAUGAGACUGGUAAUUAACUCUUCCUCCGAUUCCUCACAGGGCAGAGGGAGGAUGUCCCGGUCUGAGACUUUCCCCUUUUCUCACACUCACCAGAGAGUUAACAGUCAGCCAAGCGUGGACAGCAUUAGCGGGGUGAAGUGUGAAUUUGAGAGCAGUUCCUGCGGUGUCUCCGAGUAAAAUGAAAAUCAACUGUUGAAUUUGGAGAAUUAGUGGCAGUUGAUUUAAUAAAGCAUUUUAGAUUCCUUUAUUCUUAGAUUGGAAAUGAAAAAUGAUCAUAUAGUUAAGCUAAGCUUGUGUUUCUUGAGUUUAACGAGUACAGCCCAUUGCUUUGUCUGUAGAUUCACAUAUAUUUGACACAAUAUUAUAUUACACUAUUAAUUAAAUGUGUAGCGUAUAUUCUAUUUAUCAUGCAUAAUUAUUUAUAAUGAAUCAUGCACAGGCCAUGCUAUAUGAAUUGUAAUAUAUUUAUUUAAUGUUUUCAAAUGUGACAGUAUUCUAAUUUCUGCAUUUGAUACAAUGUAUGUGUGAGAGAGGGGACGAGAGAAAGAAAGAGAGAGAUGAACCUGUGUGAAAGGGGACGUUAAACAUCAAACUGAAUAGGAACAAAAUAGUGGUUUGUUUAUAAAGAUCAAGAGUCAAUAUGCAUUAUUUAUUGUUUUUUACAAAAAGAUUAUAAUGUAUAAUUUUAUUUUUCAUGAAUGUCUUACCUAGAAAUACUAAUACAUUAAAUAUAUUGUAUGACUGGAAAGAAUACAAAGACAAUGUGCAAUGUGUUCUCAGCUGGUGCACACAUUUUCUGUAGCAACACACACAUCCUAUAGUUUAAAAAGUUGGUCGCAACACAGUGGAAGGGAUGGUUGAGGCAAACACUAAAACAGCAUCCAGGCAUAAACACACACACUUUUAAGUUAAAUUCAUACCAUAUAAGUACAGUGGCUCUGCAAUUAAGUCCUAUAAUAUUACAAGUAAGUCCUGUAUUUACAUGAUUUGUUCAUCUGCUACAUUUCAAGUUGAUAUUCUAAACUGAAAACUUAUUUGCAAUUUCACGUUACAAACCAUUCACAACACUUUUCGGGAAAAGCAAAAUAGAAUAAAUAUUAAAAGGAACAUGAUUCCUUGAGCACAAUAAAAAGAAACAGCCAUCCCCUCAUCUACACAUUUGUCAUGGUGAUACUGGCAGCAGGUCUCUCAUGUCAUCUCUUAGUAGCAUGUUUUAAACAUUCUGAUCAGGCCAGGUCUGCCUUCAUUUGGCCAUGCAAAUUGUUUACUGACAAAGUGAACUUCAGUCAGUGUCCCAUAUGGUUGUAGAGGUAUGUAACAUCAAGCUUCUCUCCAAGUCAUGAGCUAUACAUGAUAAAAUAGCUGUUAAUUUCAGCACUUUUCAGGAGGAAUGAAGCAUUAUUUCAAUGAGCUGUAAGGGUACCAACAAAUUUGAGCACGUCUGUAAGUGGUACUCACUCAGAUGUCCUUAACACUUAAUGUUUUUGAGUACUGUUAACAAAACAAAUAUUAGGUUAUAUAGUAAAUCGAACUUUAUUUGUCUUUGUUCUGCUGAUCUAAAUGAAAGAGUUUUUACAAGUUAUGAUUAUUUAAUAUCUUACAGACAAUCUAACAUUUAUUAAAUAAGUUGUUCUUGCUUGAUUGUAUUGUUUUACAUCUUUACAUUGAUAUCGGAGUUAAAAAUACUGUAUUUAUCCGUGUUGUGAUGAUAUCAAAUGAUUAUGUUUUUUCUAGUUAUGAAUACUUAAUAGUGCCACGUGGCUCUGUUUUUAGAGUAUUGCGGGUAAUUCAAAAUGUUUAGACUUUAUGAUACUUUUACACAAUGUUGUAUGCAUGUUCGAAGAAAGAAAAGUAUAUUUCUAAAAUAGUAAUAAGCAGUUUGCUGUGCUAUGAGGUGUAAUUGAUCAUGAGGAACGGAUAUCAAAACCGUCAAGCAAAUUGAUGUUCAAUAAUGAGACAAGCCAUUCCCACCAACAACAAAGUCAUUAGCACCACUCUUAAUGACAGAGGCUAAGGUGGAUUCAAAUGACAAAUCGUCAAAUACGUAAAACAAAGUUAAACAUUUAGACAUGGCCAUUGAAAACUACUUACACUUGACAAAAAUGAGUAAUGAAGGUAAAUAAAUUAAGUAGAAGGGACACUAAAUGUUUAUGUUCACUCAAAAAAUAUUCAUGUUCAAGUAACUUCAAUCUUUAUAGUUCACAAUACAUAAUGCAAUUUAGUGUCAAAAAGUUAAUGAAACACAAAACAGUGAAGUAUUUCGAACUUAAAAAGAUAACUAUAUGGGUGGUGAUGUUAUUAUUUGAAGUAUUAAACACUGGCAUUCUUUGAGCUGGGUGUCUCGAAUGGUUCUAAGCAAUGGGAUUCGACAGAAAGAUGUAGUUAGCAGAACUAAUUACUUUUUACAGUAAAUACGUUUAUUUUUCAUUAUUUAUUAUGAUAAACAAAAAGAAUUACAAUCUUUUUUCUUGUAUUUGAGGAAUGGGAAGAGUGGACCCGAAGGUCCCUAGUUCGAAUCCGGCUGCGGCCAGAAAUACAAUUUCUAAACUACAGUCUCCAAAAGUGUUAUUAUAUUUCACAUUGGUGAAUUUAAG